Messenger RNA from Aspergillus tanneri, 603 nucleotides. RefSeq lists its product as uncharacterized. NCBI's taxonomy places the organism in Eukaryota, Fungi, Ascomycota, Eurotiomycetes, Eurotiales, Aspergillaceae. The record is from RefSeq and is a predicted model, not a curated record. Bases 1 to 603 code for a protein of 200 amino acids. The transcript is spliced from 2 exons.
AUGGGUCUCAGCAGUACCUUCAAACACGCCCUUGGUCUCUCCUUUCUCCCCAGACGAACCAAUCCGUCAGCCUGGAAAGGAAAAUCCGUUGACCGAUCUAGCGUCAAGGUCAACUGCUCUACCGUGCAAUGCAACUGUGAUUUUCACUCCAGUGAGUCUGAUAUGGCGGUGAACGGAAGCGAGUUGGACCUGCAUCAUGGCGGCAUUGGCGACAGCAGCAGUAGCAGGGCCGUAUUGGUGCGAAUAGUGAGCUGGUCCAGUAUUCUCGGGCACAGAUGUCGGUGGACGAUGGAACAGGAACGAGACCUGGCUAUUGCAGAGCAGGAGCUGGCACGGUGUCAGAAUGCCUGGAGUUCCGAGCAAGAAGUGUGGUUGACAUACAUAAAAGCCCUAACGGAAGAAAAAGAAGCCCAUGAAGAAUUCCUCCACCGCCGUGCCAAACAUCAAGACGACGAACAGCAGCAUUUUCGCAAAUCCUGGAACCAUCGUCGGUCCCAGGAUAGAUCCCGACAGCUGUUACUUUUGAAUCCGCGCCGGGGGAGUAGUCGACUGCGUCGGUUACGGAUAGGAAGUAGCUUUGGUCAGGGUGAUGUAGAAUGGUGA